Messenger RNA from Haliotis rufescens (red abalone), 3112 nucleotides. RefSeq names its product transcriptional adapter 1-like. The transcript has 10 exons. The coding region runs from base 75 to 1094 and encodes 339 amino acids. Gene Ontology annotation, cellular component: SAGA complex. Gene Ontology annotation, molecular function: transcription coactivator activity. Gene Ontology annotation, biological process: regulation of transcription by RNA polymerase II. The record is from RefSeq and is a predicted model, not a curated record. Lineage: Eukaryota; Metazoa; Mollusca; Gastropoda; Lepetellida; Haliotidae.
CAAUCACGUCGGAAGAGCCCAGUUCGAGAGUUUCCGUUAAUUUACGUGAAUUUACGGAAGCUCUCAUCACAAAUAUGGCAGCCCCCUUAGAUCUCAAUGUUGCAAGAAAAAAUUUGUCAGACGCACUCGGAGAUUCAAUGAAAUUGUAUUUGCAUAAUUUGAAGUCCUGGUUUAAACAGAAGAUCAGCAAGGAGGAUUUUGACCUGGAAGCAAGGAAUUUGUUGAGAGAAGACGCAGUGCACCUACACAAUGAGUUUCUCCUGGCCAUCAUUGCCCGGUGUCAAAUCAGCAGUGCUACCACAGUAUCAAAAGAAAAGUCACAGUCAAGCUCGACUUCAACUCCCACCAAACUCAAGAAGGGCAAGAUCAGAAGAAAAAUACCUGGAGGCCGUGCAAAUCUUCAGCAACGCUUUGUCCCAGUCAACCCAACAAGUCAUGCUCACAAGGUGACCACGCGAUCUGUUGAUGACGGAGUAACACCCUUAGGCUUCAUGUCCCGGGACUGCCUGCUGCCGGACAUAUCGCUGAUGCAUGGUCGGAUGUUGGUGUGUGCAUGGGAGUCCGACCUCCAGGACGUUUCCUCCAUCACUGUCAAGAUACUCAUCCAGGCGGUCGAGACUCAGCUUAAGAAUAUUAUUUCUCUGGUACUGGCGCGGCGAAGUGGGUUCAAGUUACGAGAAAAGAAGUUCCGCUACGGCCUGGGCGCCCAGAUACCAAACCCAUACUUGCGUCAGACCCAGCUCAUGGAUCAGACAACUUCAGAGAGCUACGCCACUGCUGUAACUCUGACGGGCCACCACGCUCCCAGCAUCAAGUCCUCCAUGGAUGUCGGGGAGGAGGUGGCCAUGCACCACCUAGCCACUUCCCACCAGCCAGCCGAAGACAUGGGCCCCAUCAACCUGUAUGAUCUGCUGGACGCUCUGAAGCUGUAUCGCAGCAGCAUCCCAUCCCAUUCGGUGUACGCCCCCGCAGUGGAGCGCAUCCUGCAUCGUCUUUGGCAUCCCAGCAUAGAGGAGGUGGAGCAGGAGAGCAUCCACCAGCAGGAAGUCUACCUCAAGCAGCAGCUAGCCAAUCAGCAGUUACCUGUCCGAUAAACAGCCAAUCAGCAGUUACCUGUCCGAUGAACAGCCAGUCAGCUGUUACCUGUGCAAUAAACAGCCUAUCAGCAGUUUGUUUAUUAGCUCACCUGACCUGAAAGGCAUAUAUCAUGUCGUCCGUUGUUUGCGUUGGCGUCCAUAAUCCAUUUACAUGAGAUCUGUGUGGAUGCUUCUUACUCUUGUUCAAGGCAUCAAACUUGGAAUUUUAAUAAAUAUUGAAAAUCUUUUCAAAAGGGUCAGAGGCCUGAAACUUGGUGGGUUAGAUGGUCACCUUGUGUAAGACACAGGCUUUUGUAAGACAUCUUGAUUCUAAAUCAAAUAUGGCUGCCAAUAGCCAUAUUGGAAAAUACAGAAAAUAAUUAUAGGUUGCAAACACCUCAGAAAACACUGGACCUAUGAAGCUGAACUUCAGAUGCUUGUUCCCACCAAGGAUGGCACCUAAAUUUGUUCAAGAGGUUCGAAUCCAAUCUUUGCAAUACUGCAUGCAUGGCCAGUUGUGGGGCUUGUAUUUUGCAAUAUUUUGAACACUGGCCUUGGUUUGACUGUGCACUUCACCAUAAUGAAAGCUGUGGUUGUAAGUGAAUUUUUUCAAGAGGUUUGAAUCUGAUUUUCAAUAUGAUUGCCACGGCAGCUAUGUUGAAAGGCCUAAUUAUGUUAGUAAAUCUUUUUAGUGGCUGUCUUUGUUGACAUUUUAAACUGUUGACUACAUGUCCAGGUGAGCUGUGGCACUAUUUUUAGUUGACAUCUAAAUUCAUGGUAUUUGCUUACAGACUGCUAAACUUUAAGGGUGACUUUUUGCUCGUUGGUCAAUGGUAGGUCUAGAUGUGGUAUUAAGUCUCAUGUGUUAGAUAGAGACAGUGCUAUUAGGGAGUUGAUUAACUGUUACAUUGAUACUGUCUAUCUUGGAAAAAACGCGGUCGUGAAUUAAAUGCGAACAUUCUUUGCUCGCAUUAAUUAACUUCGCAUUGAUGUCUCCAAAUGACUAUAAACAAUAAGACGGCCUCACUUUGGAUAGCGGAAAUACCAACUUGAAUAUAAACACAAACACGGUUUAUUGAGCAGCAGUUGUAACAAGUAUAUAACAAUGUCAUUCAAAGAAUAGGAAUUACACAAUGGGCAACCAGAGAGUUAUCACUGCUCGGAUCAAGAGUUCUACCCACUCGUCUUGACACCUUCUCGGCAUACCAACCAGUGAACUGUGGUUGAUUCAAUUAUUUUAUUGCCUUUGAACUUCCUUAAUGCCAGUCAGCAGAGUAAACAUAUAAACUGUGUGAUGUUUAAAGGAAAACAGUUUAUAGUUUUUACAGAAGUGCUCCACUCAGUGCUAAUAAGCAGUGCUAUUUGCUGUUUGAUUGGAUUAAGGUAAGGAUAUGUAUCAUUCCACUGGGGAUGGGGUGGGGGGAGUCGCAUUGAUAUUGAGUCACAUUUUUGGCUAGGGGUCAGCAGUCGUAUUAUUUUGGAGACGCAUUAAUUUCCAGAUAUACAGUAUACGUCAGUAACAUAGCAGACAGACAUGGAAAGUUUUGAAAGACAAACCUUGCUGGGACUGCAAGCUGAUCUAUGCCUAAUCAUUCUUUAAGCAGAACUCUGCACAUGCCCUUCUCAGUACUAUUCAAUGGGACUGUUAUUUCAUCACGUAAUUAAAAUGACUGAAUAAUAGUCAAGGUGGUUUUUAUUUCAAUAUGUCUGCCUUUGUGGCCAUAUUGAAAAUCGGAUUAAAAACUCUUGAACAAAGUGGAGUGUUACACAUGCUUUUCUGCAAAUAUGGAGUUUUGUACAAUGAAGCUGUGGUCCCAUAAUAUUGAUGUGCAGAAAGACAAUUCAUUUCACACGAUGGACAGCUCGAUAGUAAUGAAGUGAAGUAUCUGAAUACUUGAGUCAGUAAUAUUCAAGCUACCUGGGUGAUACAGGUAUUCCUACUCACUAUUUCUGUCCAUCUGCUCUGGUAUUUGCUGGCUUGUCUGGUGAAGAAUUGUAUUGUGUACAUAGAUGUCAAUAAAUGUGUUUCAUACUUA